Messenger RNA from Morone saxatilis (striped sea-bass), 1712 nucleotides. RefSeq names its product C1GALT1-specific chaperone 1 (gene c1galt1c1). Lineage: Eukaryota; Metazoa; Chordata; Actinopteri; Moronidae. The transcript has 2 exons. Bases 168 to 1124 code for a protein of 318 amino acids. Gene Ontology annotation, molecular function: N-acetylgalactosaminide beta-1,3-galactosyltransferase activity. The record is from RefSeq and is a predicted model, not a curated record.
UCGGACUUCAACAUGGCCCACUCACGCACUGGUUGUUAAUUAACUAUCCUGGCUGCCGUUGGAAUCUCACCCAGCGGGUCAGGCGGGAGCUGGAAGACCAGGAGAGCUACAGGAGCACCACUUCUCACCGGACACGGCAGCGGUAACACAGCUAGUCUGCUGCCAAAAUGUUAUCCGAAGGAGGCUCUUUCAUGAAGGGGAUGGUCCUGGGAGGCCUUUUCUGCUUGGUGCUGUCUCUCCUGGGUAGUUUCAGCCCCGGCACGGAGUCUAUGACCGAGGAUCAUCACCACCAUCACCACGUCAAGGCCCCGAGUAAAGAUGAGCUCCAACGCCUCCCCGACGCCCGGGUGCAAGAGUUGAGCAAUCAAGUCCAGGUCUCUUGCAUCAUCAUGGUCCAGCCCAAGAUCCUUGUUUAUUGGGCGACAGCUGUCGACACCUGGAGCAAACACUGUGAUAAGGCUGUGUUUUACACCUCCGAGUCCUCGAAGGCGCUCGAUGCAGUAGACCUGAAUGAGAAAGACGACUGGGCGAGGUUACGCAAAGCUCUGAAACAUGCGUAUGAGAACGCUGGAGACGUGCGCUGGUUCUUUGUGGCGCAACCCACCACGUUCGCCAUCAUAGAGAACCUCAAAUACCUGGUGCUCACAAAGGACCCCACCGAGCCCUUCUACCUGGGCAACGCGAUGAAGUCGGGGGAGCUCGAGUAUGUGGCGUACGACAGCGGCAUUGUCCUGAGCUACGAGGCGCUGAAGAGGCUGGUGCACGUGUUCCAGGACGAAGACAAGUGUCCCGAAAGAGGACGUGCCCUGUGGAAGCUGGGCGAGGACAAGCAGCUGGCCGUGUGCCUCAAAUACACGGGCGUCUUCGCAGAGAACGGAGAGGACGCACACGGAAAGGGCCUGUUCAACAGCAAGAGCGUGGACAGCCUCAUAUCGGACAGCAUGAGGGACAACCCCACCAACGUGGUGGAGGGCUGCUGCUCCGACAUGGCAGUCACCUUCAACGGGAUGUCGCCCAAUCAGAUGCAGGUCAUGAUGUUCGGAGUUUACAGGCUUCGUCCUUACGGCCACGAUUUUCACGACUCGUUAGUGUUUCACCCUCCCGAAGGUUCAGAUAACGACUAGACUCAUUCCUUCGAGCCGAGUAUUGGCAUUUUAAACGUUUUGCUUCUGUGAUGGCAAACCUAACUUCGGGGAGAUGGUUUUCUUAUGCUGUUUGUAAAACUGGAUCCUGGGUGGGAGUAACACUUUUAUGUAAUUUGUACAUUUUGCACUCGGCACAAUCAGCACCCCGUUCCUUUGUGGCGCAGGUUAAGUUAUAUGGAAGUAUUGUUUACUGUAAUAUUAUGUAUCUUAAAUGUUUGUCUUUGUGUUCUUAAAGCUGUAUUCAAGUUAUUAGGUGAUGCUAUUUUCUGAAAAUGACGAGUUUCUGAAAUUAUUUAAUUAUUAACAUUAUAAAGAACUUCUUUUUUAUGUCUGAGAAUACAUCACCCAACUGAUUUACAGAUCGUAUGGACGUACCAAUAAUCAAUAUUGAGUCAAACACAUCGCGGCCCAGCUCUAAAUGAAGUGCAUUUCUUGUCACACUAUGCUCGGUUAUCUCUUCAUGUGGAAUUGGCCUUUACAGCGAAAUGGAAAAAUAAUAUACCUCAGUGUUGACUUCACACAUUAAAAGUGAAUUUUGGAUAAUAAAAAUUAAACUGAUUAAACUUA